CUUUUCUCCCGUUGAUCCGAUAUUUUCUCCGCAAAACUUGUUUUCAGUAUUGAAGAAUAUUUAAAGGCCAAUUUGCCAAAUUUUGUCAAUAGCCGUCAGUACUUGGCUAUGUUUGUUUUACUUUUUUUAGGAUCUGGAUUCUCUGCUUAGCGUCUGGGACAAGAUUUUAGAUGGGUUUUAGAUUUAGUAGCCAUAGAAGGGUUAUCAAGAUUCGAUGAACAAGUAGUGCGGGUUCUCUGAGGGAGAGCCAUGGAAGAAGAUCAGAGGAAGCUGGUUUUGUCUGUUUUUCUGUGCUUUAUUUCAGUGGUUUCUUGUGCCACUGAUCCCAACGACCUCAAAAUUCUCAAUGACUUCAGAGACGGCUUGGACAACCCAGAACUACUAAAAUGGCCUUCUAACGGAGAUGAUCCAUGUGGCCCUUCUUUAUGGCCGCAUGUGUUCUGUUCUGGAAACAGGGUUUCGCAGAUUCAGGUUCAAGGCUUGGGCUUGAAGGGGACUCUCCCUCAGAAUUUCAACCAGCUCGAAAUGCUUUCAAAUUUGGGGCUUCAGAGGAACAGCUUCAGAGGGAAGCUACCGACGUUCAGUGGAUUGUCUCAAUUAGAGUAUGCUUACUUGGGUAAUAAUGGAUUUGACACGAUUCCUUCCGACUUUGUCAAUGGCCUUACUAGUUUGCGGGUCUUAUCUUUGGAUAACAAUCCAUUGAACGCGAGCACUGGAUGGUCUAUUCCUAGUGAGUUGCAGAGUUCAGCUCAGUUAACCAAUCUGUCAUUAAUGGGGUGUAAUUUGGUUGGUUCUGUGCCGGAUUUCCUAGGUUCAAUGCCGUCGCUGACAGUCCUAAAACUUUCAUACAACAAUCUCACCGGAGAAAUUCCGGCGAGUUUUAACCAGUCGCAGUUGCAGAUUCUGUGGAUAAAUAAUCAGGUUGGUGACAAGAUGACUGGCCCAAUUGAUGUAAUUGUGAACAUUCCCUCGCUGACACAGAUAUGGUUACAUGGAAAUAAAUUCAGUGGGACAAUUCCUGAGGGCAUUGGACAAUUGUCUUCUUUAACAGAUCUCGACCUCAACAGUAACCAACUUGUGGGUCUAAUUCCCAAGAGCAUGGCAGGUAUGCAACUUCAGAAAUUAGAUUUGAGUAAUAACAUGUUGAUGGGUCCGAUACCAGAUUUCAAAUUUGACAAUUUCAGUUAUGAUGGAAAUUCAUUUUGUCAAAGUAUUGGGCUUCCUUGUGCUCCCGAAGUUACAGCCCUUCUUGAUUUUCUUGGUGGUGUGCAAUUUCCAUCAAACCUUGCUUCUGCUUGGAGGGGUAAUGACCCAUGUGUUGACCCAUGGUUAGGACUUAGUUGCCAAAGUAACAAGGUUUCUGUUAUUAAUUUGCCUGGAAGAAACCUUGGUGGUAUUCUGAGUUCUUCAUUAGGGGAGCUAGAUUCUCUGUCUGAAAUCCGACUUGCAGAAAACCAUCUAACAGGUCCAAUCCCAACGAAUUUGACUGGCUUGAAAUCUUUGAAAUUGUUGGAUCUAAGUGGGAACAAUAUUGAACCUCCACUGCCAAAAUUUAGUGAAAGUGUUAAGGUUGUUAUAGAUGGGAAUCCUCUGUUUAAUGGUAACCAGUCUGCUACACCUUCAUCGUCACCAGGGACUUCGAAUUCUCCAUCCAGCUCUUCUCCAACCAAGGGCUCAGAGUCUAACUCAGGUGCUCCAAGUGAAGGUAACUCGAAAUCAAAAGGUUCCAAAGGAUUGAAGCUAGUUUUUAUUGUAGCCCCGCUUGCAUGUUUUGCCUUCUUGGUUGUUCUGCUUGUUCCUCUAUCCAUAUGCUACUGCAAGAAGAGGAAACAUGCCUUCCAAGCACCAAGUUCCUUUGUCGUGCACCCCAGAGACCCAUCUGAUCCAGAAAACAUGGUUAAGAUUGUAGUCUCUAAUAACACCAAUGGAAGAUUAUCUAAUCUAACAGAGAGUAGUUCUCAGAGUUUAUAUAGUGGAAUGGGAGAAUCUCAUGUGAUUGAAACUGGGAAUUUGAUCAUAUCAGUUCAGGUUCUACGUAAUGUGACCAGGAAUUUUGCUCCAGAAAAUGAGCUAGGACGUGGUGGUUUUGGGGUAGUUUAUAAGGGGGAACUGGAUGAUGGGACAAAAAUAGCAGUCAAGAGAAUGGAGGCUGGUGUGAUUAGCAACAAGGCUUUGGAUGAAUUUCAAGCUGAAAUUGGAGUUCUUUCAAAAGUCAGACACCGACAUUUGGUAUCUCUGUUAGGAUAUUCCAUAGAAGGUAUUGAGAGGCUUCUAGUUUAUGAGUAUAUGCCUCAGGGAGCUUUAAGCAAGCAUCUUUUCCAUUGGAAGAGUCUGAAUUUGGAGCCUCUAUCUUGGAAAAGGAGGCUCAACAUUGCCUUGGAUGUUGCUAGGGGAAUGGAGUAUCUGCAUACUCUCGCUCACCAGAGCUUUAUACAUAGGGAUCUUAAAUCUUCAAACAUACUCCUUGGUGAUGAUUUUCGAGCAAAGGUUUCGGAUUUCGGUUUGGUAAAACUUGCUCCUGAUGGUGAGAAAUCCGUAGUGACCAGGCUUGCUGGGACUUUUGGGUAUUUGGCACCAGAAUAUGCUGUCACAGGGAAAAUUACAACCAAAGCUGAUGUCUUCAGCUUCGGAGUUGUGUUGAUGGAGCUUUUGACUGGACUGAUGGCACUUGAUGAAGAGCGACCUGAGGAGAGCCGAUAUUUGGUUGCAUGGUUCUGGCACAUCAAGUCAAGUAAGGAGAAGCUAAUGGCUGCAAUUGAUCCAGCUCUUGGUGUUAAUGAAGAGACCUUUGACAGCAUAUCCAUCAUAGCUGAACUGGCUGGGCAUUGCACGGCAAGGGAGCCCAGCCAACGGCCUGAUAUGGGCCAUGCAGUGAAUGUACUAGCACCACUGGUUGAAAAGUGGAAGCCAUAUUAUGAUGAAACUGAGGAAUACUCAGGCAUCGAUUACAGUCUGCCCCUCACUCAGAUGGUGAAGGGCUGGCAGGAAGCUGAAGGUAAGGAUUACAGCUGCACCAGCCUUGAUGACAGCAAGGGAAGCAUCCCGGCAAGGCCCAUUGGAUUUGCUGAAUCGUUCACUUCUGCUGAUGGUCGCUAAAUCAUCGUUUGGAAUGUCAUUCAGUAAUUUAUGAUUUGCCAAUCUUUUUGCAUUUUAUUUAUUAAAAUCUUCAUCUAGUCAAUCUAGUCGGUCCAGGUUUAGUGGGUUUGUUUAUAAUAUGAAGGAUACAACUAUAGAUUCUCAUUUUUAGGAUUUCAAAUGUAUUUUCAUCUUUUCCCUUCCCUUGUUCUUUUGUUUUCUUUUUGAAAGUGAGAUUUGUGUGGAGGUGAUGCUGUUGAUAGAAGAAAAGCAUAAAAAGAGAGCUUUAUUCAGUUCUCCCUUGAUUUAUAUUCAUUUGUUCCUUGUUUUCA
Messenger RNA from Nelumbo nucifera (sacred lotus), 3407 nucleotides. RefSeq names its product receptor-like kinase TMK3. Lineage: Eukaryota; Viridiplantae; Streptophyta; Magnoliopsida; Proteales; Nelumbonaceae. Gene Ontology annotation, molecular function: ATP binding; protein kinase activity; protein binding. Gene Ontology annotation, biological process: protein phosphorylation. The record is from RefSeq and is a predicted model, not a curated record.